Molecule: messenger RNA, 3058 nt
Organism: Xiphophorus maculatus (southern platyfish)
Lineage: Eukaryota; Metazoa; Chordata; Actinopteri; Cyprinodontiformes; Poeciliidae
Product: SUZ RNA binding domain containing 1
Exons: 4
Coding region: 33-521 (162 amino acids)
Source: RefSeq, a predicted model, not a curated record
CGAAGAGGCAGCCUGUCAGAGUCCUGCUAAACAUGGAGGAUGAGGAGGUAGCCGAGAGCUGGGAAGAAGCUGCGGACAGUGGGGAAAUUGAGAGGAGACUUGAGGCAAAGCUAAAGAUAAAUCAGGAAGCAAAGAAGACCAGUUUAAAGUCUGCUAGCUCUCCGGUGCGAACAGCGAUUGUAGUCCAAGACGACUCCUUGCCGGCGGCUCCUCCGCCUCAGAUUCGGAUUUUAAAGCGUCCUUCCAACAACGGUACUGCUGGGAACUCUGCAUCCUCGUCUCGUCCCUCGCAGCAGAUGAAGUCGCUGGCCCAACGGGAGGCAGAGUACGCAGAGGCCCGCAGGAGGAUUCUGGGUAGUGCUUCUUCAGAGGAAACCCCUCAGGACAAUCCAAGCCAGGACCGGGCUUCUCGUAUGAAUGUGCAGCAGCAGCAGCCGUUGGAAAUAGUUCGUCCAAACAAUCAUGCGAUCCGUCAGCCUUCCGGUCCUGAUGGCACCUCCGGCUUCCGGCUCUGCAGAUAAAGUGAAGCUGCUUGGUACGAAGAAACCGCUGCCUCUUGGUGAGAGGCGGAGCAGGGGAGAAAUUAAUGGGGUGUUUUGCGUGAUUUCCAAAGAGCAGAGUGGUGGGAUGACAUCAAAUUUGACUAAAAUAAGGAGUUAAAUUUACUUGUCCACCAUCUCUCUGCUUUGCACGCUCUGAUUGGAUCUUUGCCUUUUGCCUUGUCUUUUCCCUCUGUUGAACCUUACAAGGCGGCUGGCCAGAGGUCAAGGAUUCAAAAGCCCCUCGGUUCCACAUUGGGAACAGGCUUUAAUCUCUCGCCCCACGCACACUGUGAUACUCUGAUGUGCGCUCCGAUUUUAAAUCUGCAAAGUGUUCGUCACUUCAGGGAGAAUGAGGAGAACUAGACGAGCCUUUUCUCCCUGGCGAAGCGCGGGUCACAGCUGGACUUCCACCAACAGGAAGGCCUCAGCGAGUUGAGAGGAAGUGCCAAGAACUGCCCGUUUAGCUGACCAAGUGCAAGGUGGUGGAACGCUGCGCUGAUUGGACCUGUCGAGUGAAAGUGCACAGUGCCGAAUAAUGUGUCUUAGUCCUGCAGAUGGUGGCUCAGAGCAGCGGGGAGGCAACCUCUGGCCAAAAACCGUGAUCAGAACGAAGAGUCACUAAAUCUGUUUCUACAAGCAAUAACAAUGAAAUUACUUCCUGGAUUUGUUUUUUUGUGUGUGUGUGUGUGUGUGUUUGUGUACGUUUUGUUUUAAACUGUUAACAUUGUUUCUCCAUGGUUUCUUUUUUUGUUUCUGUGAUAUAGUAUUUUUAAAUAAGGAGAUUUGUUGACUGUUUAGAAAAUAGGUUGCAAUAGAAGCAUUCAUUUGCAAUGUCGUUAAUUUGAUCAAGUUUGAGGAAAUUGUGAAUUAGGAAUCAGAAUUUCUGGUGUUUCAUUGUUCUUGUGUGUGCUGCGUCAGCAGAAGAAGUGUUGGAGCGUUAAUGGCGCCAUCAGGCCCAGAAAGACGUCGAGGAAAUGUCAGAGAACGUAACUUUUAAUCAGCGCUCUGUGGAACGAAGCCAAAUUUAUCUUCCUGGUUUUGACGAAAGUCUUCCUGGCAGGUUUUUUUUCUUUUUUUAAACGCAACAGGGUUGUUAUUGUAGCGUAUGCUUGUUUUCCACCGAUUGAAAAUGGUUUACAAAAUCCAUAAUAUGAUUAAAAACUGAGGAGUUAAACAAACUGACAGCUGGCAUCCCAAUAAUUAAACUCUAAGUUUGCCCCUUUGCAGUUUUGAACAGUCACUUCAUACCCACCAAACUUCAAAUCUUCAUCUAUCAGAUUUGAUGAUUGAAGUAACUAUUUAUAAUUGUACUAAGAACUACUACAAGGAUAUGUAGUUAUAUGACUCCUGUAAAACAAAUUAUUUCUAUCAUAUUUCAUUAGAAUCAAUUGGCUUCAAUGGUGAUCAGAACCAUAAAUAAUGGAAACUUCAGAAAUUAAUUGGAAAUAUGUUAAAGUCGAUCCAAGAUUUUUAUCUAUAUCUCACUUUACAAAAUGGAAGUAGGAACUGACCGAAGAGCAACUCGACCUUGAGCCUUUGAACCUUUUGUGACUUUACGCCUUAAAUUAACCCGCCUAACAACAAACGCUCACAAGUGGGGUAAUUUGGAUUACAUUUGAAGCCGUUUUAGUGCUUGUACACAGCAGGAGUUGGGUUUUUUAGAGCAAAUUCACAGCCGCAUUCGUUUUUUCUGCUUUGAAUGCAGUUUAUUCAAACCGUUUUAGACGUAUCAAUGUGAAGCCUCCUAUCUGGAAAUGGUUGCAGUUUGAGAUCUACUGUCCAGCAGCUCUAGUCACUGAAAUGCUUCAUUUGGACGUCAUUUGUUUACCUUUAUGAGUUGAUUUACUCUGCUUCAGGCAGCAUGGAUCUGGACCUAUCACCUUAAGCUUUAAAGGAACCGCUCUCUGGGAUUUGGAUCAGUCAUACUCUUUUAGCAGAGGUGUAUGAUGUUACAUCGUCUGGCUUUGAGGCAGAAAGGAUUUAUCACUUAAAGCUGAUGUGCAGUGUGAUCAACUCAUGAUGCUUUAUUGCAGAUAUUCACAGCCGGCUGUCUAGUUUGAUGCCCAUUUGAUGUCAUUGUUUUAAAACUUGAAGAAUCCAAAUAAAAUUCGAAUACCCUUUAAUAAACAUUUAAAGAUACCGUCUAGAAUAUUUUGUCUUUUCUCUGAAUUUUACUUGGAAUUUGUUGACAGAUGUGGACUUUUUGUUUCUCAGCAAGUGGAUUGGCUUUAAAUUGUUGCCUUUGAAAAGAGCGGAUUUAUCUAGAGAUGUUUCAACCACUACAGGUUCUGUUUUUGUUUUCCAAUUAAACAAUGAACAGUAAACAAUCUUGGACUGCAAUAUGCCACAACACAGGCCUUGAGGCACUUUCCAAAAAAAUUAAAUCAUGCAUCCAUUCCCAUUAAUCCCAGUUGUCAAACUGCAGUCAAGUAAAUUAUUCAAAGUAGUUUAAAAAGUUUCCAAGGAAACCCAGCAGAUCAGCAUCUCGAGUAAAGAUGUAAGAGAUAAAAAAAAAA